Apis dorsata (giant honeybee) is the source of this 1846-nucleotide messenger RNA. RefSeq names its product enolase-like. NCBI's taxonomy places the organism in Eukaryota, Metazoa, Arthropoda, Insecta, Hymenoptera, Apidae. The coding region runs from base 1 to 1314 and encodes 437 amino acids. Gene Ontology annotation, biological process: glycolytic process. Gene Ontology annotation, molecular function: phosphopyruvate hydratase activity; magnesium ion binding. The record is from RefSeq and is a predicted model, not a curated record. The transcript is spliced from 4 exons. Gene Ontology annotation, cellular component: phosphopyruvate hydratase complex.
AUGCCUAUUCAAAAGGUUAAAGCACGUCAAAUUUUUAACUCUAGAGGUGAUCCAACUUUAGAAGUAGAUGUAAUUACAGACGUUGGAUUAUUAAGAUCUUCGGUGCCAUCAGUACUAGUACCAAAUCCUAAUCAAGCACAAGAAUUAAGAGAUGGAAACGAAGCUAUGUAUCAUGGACGUUCAGUAUUCAGAGCCGUUGAUGUGGUCAAUAACAUAAUCGCACCGCAACUUUUGAAAUCGAAAUUGGAAGCUUGUCAACAAACAGAAAUAGAUAGUUUAUUAAAUCGUUUAGAUGGUACUGAGAAUAAAUCAAAAUUAGGCGCGAAUGCAAUUCUUGGUGUCUCUAUAGCUUGUUGUAAAGCUGGUGCUGCGAAAAAAGGACUUCCAGUUUAUAGAUAUAUUGCAGAAUUGGCUGAAAAUGGAGAUCUUUAUGUACCCGUUCCUAGUUUUAAUAUGAUUAGCGGAGGUAGACAUGCUAAUAAUACAUUACCAUGUCAAGAAUUUAUGAUUAUACCUAUAGGAGCUGAAAGUUUUGCCGAUGCUAUGAAAAUGGGUAUGGAAGUAUAUAGAGUACUCGAACAAAAGAUUGCGACUGCUCAAGAAAUUCAAUUACCUCUUCCAGUUAGCGAUGAAGGUGCAUUUACACCUCUAGAAAUUGAGGAAGAUAGAGAAGCUUUAUUAUUGUUAGAUGAAUCUAUUAAAGAUGCAGGUUACGAGGGAAGAAUUAAAAUUUCGUUGGAUAUGGCAGCCAGUGCUUUUUAUAAAGAAGGAGGAUACGAUUUAGCAUUUAAAACAGAAGAAUCUGAUCCUGACGAAUAUAUGGAGGCAGAAGCAUUAAAAGAUCAUUACUUAGAGUAUUUUACAGAAUUUCCAUCUGUAGUCUCAAUUGAAGAUCCAUUCGAUCAAGAAGACUGGGAAGGUUGGCUUACUUUAGCUGAUCAAGAUAUGCAAAUCGUUACUGAUGAUUUAACUGCAAUGAAUAUCGACAGAAUUGAAGAAGCAAUUGAAAGACAAAUGGCCAAUUCUCUUAUAUUGAGAUUAUCACAAAUUGGAACUGUGACUGAGACAAUCAAUUGCGCAAAAAUAGCCAGGAUCAGUAAUUGGGGAUAUAUUGUGACAGCUUGUGAAGGAGAAACAGAAGAUAAUUUUGUAGCUGAUUUAGCUGUAGGAUUAUCUGCUGGGCAAUUUAAAGCUGGAGCACCUUGUAGAAGCGAAAGAACUGCUAAAUAUAAUCAAAUAUUAAGAAUUGAAGAGGAACUAGGAAAAGAUGCGAAAUAUGCUGGUCUCAAUUUCAGAAAUCCUUUAGCUAAAUAAUUUUUUGUUCCAUAUUAAUUUUUAUUCAUCUGAAUUUAAAAUUAAAACUCACCAUCUCCAGUACAAUAGUAUCCAUAAAAUCUAUCAAAAUAUGUGUUUUGAAAACGUUGAUGAUUUCCAUAAAGAGACCGCAUCAUUCCCGGCCAAGGUUGACGAAAAACAAGAUAUCCCUCACCUUCACCUUCGAUUAAUUGACCAUCUUCAUCCAGAAUUUCUGGCAAAACGCCAAAGAAUGGGAAUGUCUAGCAAGAAUAAUGUUAAAUGGAUUAAUAAAUUAUAUAAUUUAUCAAGGUUUGAUAACAAGAAAUUCAAGAUACAAACUUACUGCAGAACCUGGUUUCAUUGGCGUAGCACCAGGAAGAGGGGUGAUUACAUGGCCUCCGGUUUCUGUUUGCCAAAACGUGUCUGAUAUACUGCAUCUACCAUUACCAAUAAGAUUGUAAAACCAUAACCAAGCUUCAGUAUUUAUUGGCUCUCCAACCGAACCUAAAAUCUAAAAAAAUAAAUUAUUUUAAAAUUUCGAUACUAUAAA